ACCACUCUGGUCGAGAAAGUAUUCGAGCAAAGAAGCAUAUGAAUGCAAAGCGAGAGGAUGGUCAUUUUCUCAGUAAGAUGCAGAAACCAACACCUGAAAUCUCUGAAGAGAGCAAUGAUGUGAUGACAAAAGACAUUAUGCUUGAUCAGGUAUCUGAUUGUUCAUCAUAUGGGUUAAGCAGGAGAGACACUUUGGAGAUUGACGAUGAGAUGCUUGAGUUGUGGGAAACUGCCAAUCGCAAUGGCAGCAUAGACCUGAAAGGAAAAAAUCUCUCCACGGAAUCUCUGGUAAAGGAGUUGGGUGUAGACAAAUUAGAGGUCCCAAAGAGAUAUGCAGAGCCAGACCAGGAAGGAAGCAGGAGGAAGAUUUUAGAAAGGCUAGAUUCUGAUGCACAAAAGUUGACAAACCUUCAUAUCACCGUGCAGGACUUGAAGAGGACGGUGGAGAUUACUGAGAAGGCCAAAAAGGGGAAGGGACUUGAACUUGAUACUGUUAAAGGGCAGCUGGAAGAAGCUGAGGAAGACAUCAUGAAGCUGUUUGGCAUAAAUCGCAAAUUGGUGUCUCAUGUUGAAGAUGGUUCCUUGUCCCUUGAUGGGAAAUCCACAAUAGAGUCAGAUGGGAACAGAAGUCUCAGGAGGCGGACAAUAUCAGAACAGGCACGGAGAGUGUCUGAAAAGAUUGGGCGAUGGCAGUUGGAGGUGCAGAAGUUACAGUUUCUUUUACUGAAACUCGAUGAUGAAAAAGAAAGCAGGGGAAGAACCAGAAUUACAGAUCGAAAAACAAGAGUUCUCUUGAGAGACUAUCUCUAUGGUGGGAGAAGAACUAUCCAGAAGAAAAAGAAAACACCUUUUUGUUCAUGCGUGCAACUCCCAACAAGAGGAGACUGAGGCAAUUACAUUUGGCAUGCAUCAUCAGUCAACAUUGUUUUCAAAUGUAAGGAGACAUUAGUUGUAUUGUCCAUAAAUUUUCUUAGACAGAAUUUGGCCGUUGGUUUAGAGGCUCUAUUGUACAUUUCAGGCUCUAUCUAUCAAAAGAAGCUGCUCUAUUGUGACCGCCUUUGCUUAAAUCUGGGUUUUAUUCUAUUUACCUUUUUUCAUUUCUACAUCACCAUACAAUCUGAUGAUCAAUUGCCUCUGAAGCUACUAAGUUUUCACAUUUUUAAUGGAGCUCUUAUACAGCAAAAGGAAGAAAUCACCAUGAAAAAUAAGCUGUUAACACUUUU
This is a messenger RNA of Rubroshorea leprosula, 1222 nucleotides long. NCBI's taxonomy places the organism in Eukaryota, Viridiplantae, Streptophyta, Magnoliopsida, Malvales, Dipterocarpaceae. The record is from the annotation of a GenBank genome assembly.